This is a messenger RNA of Apis mellifera (honey bee), 1069 nucleotides long. Its product is annotated as tetra-peptide repeat homeobox protein 1. The record is from RefSeq and is a predicted model, not a curated record. Bases 145 to 645 code for a protein of 166 amino acids. NCBI's taxonomy places the organism in Eukaryota, Metazoa, Arthropoda, Insecta, Hymenoptera, Apidae. The transcript is spliced from 3 exons.
UGAGGUCCGCAACUGCCCACCACCUCCUCUUCAAGGGUUCGUCGUGGUCGUCACACCGUAUAAAAGCGUGUGGAUCUUCUUGCUAUCUCAUCAGUCGCAAAACAACCAACCAACCAACCAACCAACUCCAAUAGCGCAGCCAACAUGAACGCUAAGCUUUUAAUCGUCUUCGCCCUCGUGGCGGUAACCUUGGCCGAACAGCAAGCUACCGAAACGAAGAAGGACAAGCGUGGAAUCUAUGGAGGAUACGGAGGAUACGGAGGAUACUCUAGUUACGCUGCACCGGCACUCUCGGUCGUAACCAAGGAAGUGCCGGUCCCUGUACCACACCCUGUCGCUGUUCCUGUCGAGAAACACGUCCCUGUCCCGGUUAAGGUACCGGUCGCCGUCCCGGUCGAUCGUCCCGUCGCCGUCCCCGUCCCUAAACCGUACCCAGUCGAGGUGACCAGACACGUUGCUGUUCCGGUGGAGAGGCCAGUUCCGGUCCCGAUCAAAGUUCCGGUACCGGCUCCCUACGCGAUCAAAGUGCCCCAACCGUACGCCGUUCCAUACGUGAAACAGAUACCGCUGCCCGUGGUGCAACCUGCAGUCGUGAUCGAGAAGUACAAUCACGGCGGUUGGCCAAGCGGCUACUCCUCCUGGUAAACGGAACCAAUCCCUUUUUUAUUUUCCGUGGAUCCGAGGGAGCUAGCUUCGGUGAUCGUGACAGGGACGCGUUAUCGCGUCCUCAGUUGGACGGUUGGACAUUUCACGAUUUGGCGGAGAAAGUUUCAAGAUAAUAAGAAGCAAUAAGAUUCUCCGCCCCGCCGAGAACGAACAACUAACGAACAAGUCCGACCGCGUCCAAUCUCUCCGCAACUUUUCUGCCAAUAUAUAUUUUCCAUACCUUUUUGUCCAUCCGCGAUAAUGCGAAGAUUGGCCCCCUUUGGAUCGUAUGAUUGGUUAUUGUAUUCUCUCCCUCCUCAACGUGAGAGGAAUAAAUCGUUGACGAUUAGUGUUAACGAUCCUGCGCAAUUGUUCCAUCGCGGUUUAUCCCCUCCCUCCUUUUUUUUUUUUUUUUUUUGUAUAA